Messenger RNA from Paramuricea clavata, 297 nucleotides. The record is from the annotation of a GenBank genome assembly. Lineage: Eukaryota; Metazoa; Cnidaria; Anthozoa; Malacalcyonacea; Plexauridae.
AUGGAGAUCGGUCCGAUCUGGGACAUGAUUGCGAACGAUAUCGUGAGGCAUGAGAGAUUUCGUGAGAUUCCUGCCAAUGUGCAGGAGCUCUAUGCUAAUGUUGGAAAUCAAACAAAGAAAACAAAGAGAGUAAAUACGGCAGCAUGUCGUGCACCAGUUGACGAAACGAUUCCACGCUCUCGCCUGUCAUCGACCAAAACAAAUGCUCACAACUUUCUAAUUCGCUGCAGAAAUCUCUUCCCGGGAAAUGUGAACCAGCGAAGUCGAGGUUUAGAAUUUGUUCAGUCCGAGCUCUUG